Messenger RNA from Elaeis guineensis (African oil palm), 1598 nucleotides. The record is from RefSeq and is a predicted model, not a curated record. NCBI's taxonomy places the organism in Eukaryota, Viridiplantae, Streptophyta, Magnoliopsida, Arecales, Arecaceae.
UUCAUUUCCCAAGGCUCAUUCCCUACACCCGGAGGAACAAAACCAAACUAGUCCCCUGAGAUGGCCGCCGGAGCUGCAAUGCUCGGUCUCCCUCUUCCCUCCUCCCGCUGUCCCACCUCGUUCCCGCCGUCAACCUCAAGACCCCGCAAUCUCUUCCCAAAACCCCACCGGAGGAGACCAUCCCUUCGUCCCAUCUCGUCUUCUCUGCUCGAAGGCGAGCAGCAGCUCUCCUUCACUGAGCCCGAAGCUGUUCUCCUCGAAGCCCUUCUCGGGAUCCAGGGUAGAGGCCGCGCCGCUUCUCCCCAGCAGCUCCAGGAUGUCGAGCGUGCGGUGCAAACCCUGGAGAGUCUGCAAGGUGUUCCUGAACCUACAAGCUCCAGUUUGAUUGAAGGUUGCUGGCAACUAAUCUUCACUACAAGACCUGGAACAGCAUCUCUAAUACAAAGAACAUUUGUGGGGGUUGACUUUUUCAAAAUCUUUCAAGAGGUUUACCUUAGAACAGAUGACCCAAGGGUAUCCAAUAUUGUGAAAUUCUCAGAUGCAAUUGGUGAGCUAAAAGUAGAGGCCGCAGCAACAACCAAAGAUGGAAGACGCAUCCUUUUCCAGUUUGACCGGGCAGCAUUCUCCUUUAAAUUUUUACCUUUCAAAGUUCCAUACCCUGUGCCAUUUAGGCUUCUUGGAGAUGAAGCAAAGGGUUGGUUGGACACUACAUAUUUAUCCCAUAAUGGAAAUAUACGUAUUUCAAGAGGGAGCAAGGGUACCACAUUUGUGCUGCAAAAGGAAACUGAACCAAGACAAAGGUUGCUAUCGGCCAUAUCUAGUGGGACAGGAGUAACAGAGGUGAUCAAUGAACUUGUAUCUUUAAAUCAGAAAGAGGCAAUAUGUGAAUCAGAAACUAUAGAGGGAGAAUGGCAAUUACUAUGGGCUUCACAGGUUUAUUCUCGUAUGGAUGCAAUGAAAAAUGAAAGCUGGUCAUCCAUUGCUGCUAAUGGUCUUAAAGGUUUGCAGAUUGUAACAGCAGAUGGACGACUGGAGAAUCUGGUUGACCCAUUUCCGGGUUUCAAAAUCAGUGCUAAUGGCAAUCUUACGAAAAACCUGUUUGCAUGUUCUAACCAACCAUACAGAAUAUCCAACAGCAGCAUGUACAUUGUGAUGAUGAAUGACGGGGCUCUUUCAGUUGGUACCUUAAAAUUCCCCUUGGAUAUUAAAAGCGAGUUUCACAUGGAAUCACUUUAUGUCGACAGCAAGGUCAGAAUAACCCGAAGUAAUAAGGGCAUACUACUUGUCCAUUUGCGCCUCGAUAGAAGUAGGAGAAUAUAAGUAUGAAAAGAGAAGAAAGAGUGAGCAUAUUACCACCCAAGCUGUUUCUCAUUUUCUAGAAGAGUAUGCCAGUCAGUUUGCCGGUUCAACUUCCCUGGUUGUCAUGAAUAUUACUAUCCAGUACUUGCUCUGAUCUAAUCAGGAUAUAAACUUUCUCUGACAGGACCUUGCUUUCAACUGCUUGUAUUUAAGUGGUGAGAAAUUUUAAAAAAGAUCACAAGAAUUUACUUUUACCAUGCUGUCUUGCAAAACUUACCAAAAUCUCGGCUUGAGCUUCA